Messenger RNA from Cylicostephanus goldi, 138 nucleotides. NCBI's taxonomy places the organism in Eukaryota, Metazoa, Nematoda, Chromadorea, Rhabditida, Strongylidae. The record is from the annotation of a GenBank genome assembly.
AUGCGGGGGAUCGCGAUGUAUGCGACGAAUGUUGAUGAUCCUUACGUGACUUUACAUGUUGACAGCGACGAGGAGGAAAAGGAAGAAAUUGAAGUCAAACCCGAAGACAAUAUGGCUGUGCUUGCUAAAAUUGAUAGG